Messenger RNA from Rotaria sordida, 2812 nucleotides. NCBI's taxonomy places the organism in Eukaryota, Metazoa, Rotifera, Eurotatoria, Philodinida, Philodinidae. The record is from the annotation of a GenBank genome assembly.
UGCACGACGUUUACAUCAUAAUACAUAUGAUAGAUUUGGUAAACAAUGGACAAAAAAUGAUGUUGUUGGUUGUAUGAUUGAUUUACAUGAUAAAACAAUAAGUUUUUCAUUAAAUGGUGAAUUAAUGUUAGAUAAUUAUGGUAAUGAAACAGCUUUUGAUGGACUUAAUAUUGAUAAUAUUGGUUUUGUACCAGCAUUAACAUCAUUUAGUGGACAAAAAGCUCGAUUAAAUUUUGGACAAGAUGUUCAUUCAUUAAAAUAUUUUACAUCUUGUGGUUUACAAGAAGGAUAUGAACCGUUUUGUGUAAAUAUGUCAAAAAAUGCAACAUUUUGGUAUUCAAAUUUUGUUCCUCGUUUUAUACCAAUAAAACAAGAUUCACCAUCUUUUGAAGUCAUUCGAAUCGGUGCAAGUCGUGAUAAUCCACCAAUAAUAAAACUUCAAUCUCGAUUAUUUGGUACAUUAGAAAAAGUUGAAUUUGAAUUUAUUCGAUUAUCACUUCCUAUAUCAUGUCAUGAUAAAUUUGUACCAAGACACAUAACACUUGAACAACGUUAUGCAAUCUUAAAUGAAUAUCUUGAAUCUCCUGCUGAAAAACAUAAUUUUAUAUUUCUAUCAAGACCUAAGAUGUCAUCAUCGAAUGAACAAAUUGAAACUUCAAUAACAAAUCAAUCUCUAUUAGAUCCAACAGAUUCAUUUGUUAAAUUUCUUGAUCAAUCAACAUCAAAAACAAAUUCAUCACCAAUAAUUAAUGAAAAUAAAUCAAAUAUAAAAACAUCAACAAAUAAAAUUAAUAGUUUUUUUCAUUGUUUUUUAAAAGAACAACAACAACAACAACACCAACAACACCAACAAGAACAACCUACAAAACGUAUAGUUAAAUUAAAUACAGAUACAAAUAGAAUACAAAAUCAAUUACAAGCUACAUUAAGACAUUCAAUAAGACGAAUGACACAUACUGCAAGAAAAUCUACUAUUGAAAAUGAAAAUGAAUUUAAUGAUCAACAAACAAAUGAUUAUGCAAAUGAUGAUAUACGUGUCAUUAAUGAAUAUGUUCAUGAAUAUUAUUAUGCUAUUAGAAUUUUACCUGGUCAAAAUCCACGUUCAGUAUUUAUUGGCUGGGUAACAUCAAGAUUUAAACCUAUAGAUCGACAAUAUGAUACAACAAUAAAUAAAUUAACUAAAUUUACUCGAUAUUGUACAAUAACACAAACCAAUGAUAAGGGUUCAAUUGUUGAAAGUAUUCGACGACAAGAUGCAUAUAUGUUUUGUGCAAGUGAUUUAUUAGAUAAUAUGAUUGAUAAAGGAAAUGUUGCUAGACGUGUUGCUAAUGGAUUAGUAAUUGGAUGUUUAUGUGAUGUAUCAACUGGACAAUUAACAUUUUAUGUUAAUGGAAAAGAAUCAACACAAAAAUUUCAAGUUGAACCAAGUACUAAACUUUAUCCAGCUGUAUUUGUUGAACCAACAGUUAAAGAAGUCUUACAAUUUGAAUUAGGACGUAUUAGAAAUUGUUUACCAUUAACUGCUGCUUUAUUUCCAAGUUUAAAUCGUGAAGAACGUUUUAUUCCUCAAUUACCACCUCGUUUACAUUUACAAUCACUUGUUCAUUGUCAUUGGUCACGUGUACCAAAUACAAAUAUUCGUUGUCAACAAUUAAAAUUAUCUGAGAUUCGUGGAUGGAGUGUAUUUGUUGAAGAUCCUGUUCAAAUGGAAGCAGUUUAUAUUCCUGAAGAAGAUCAAUGUACAGAUAUUUUAAGUUUAGUUGAACAUGAAGAUAAUUUAAAUUUUUGUUCGAAUACAUUAAGAUUAUAUAAUGCAUUAUGUGCUCAAGGUAAUAAUCGUGUAUCACAUGAAAUAUGUAAAUUUGUUGAUGAAAAACAAUUAAUGUAUUGUGUAAAAAAUGCUUAUUUAUGUGGAUCUAUUAGAAUUGGUAUUCAUAAUUUACUUAUUGCUUUACAUUUUGAAUCACAUAUUAAAGCAAGAAGUUUAACUUCAACAGAAUUUAUUAUUCCAUUAUCAGAUGCACUUCGAAAAAGUGCUAUAUUACAUCCACAAAAUUCAAAUGGACAACAACAAAUUUUGGCUAUGUCAACAUAUAUACCAGCUAUGGAACAAUUUUUAGCUGUACGACCUAAAUUAAUCAAAGAAGAAGAUUUUAAAGUUGAUCGUGAACGAAAAUUACUUGUUCCACCACCAUUUAAUGUUUCAAGUCUUAAAGAAUAUAUUAUGAAUUCUUUAACCGAUGCUAUUGAAAAAAGUUCUCAUCAUCUUCGAGAUCCAACCGGUGGAACAUAUGCAAAUUGGCUUGUACCAUUACUUCAAUUAGUCGAUGCUUUUCUUGUUAUGGGAACACUUGAAUUAAAUGAUAUUCAACAAUUAUUACGUUUAAUUGAUCCAACAUCAUUUGGAUUAGAAAAUGAAGAACAUUUUAAUGAAGGUUUACUUCAAAUGACAUUAGAUGAACCAGUUAAACUUCAAUUAUGUUAUAUUUUACAACAUUUAUGUAAUUAUCAAUUACAAUAUCGUAUUGAAAGUCUUAUUGCAUUUUCUGAAGAUUUUGUUAGAAGAUUACAAGCAGAUCAAAAACGACGAUAUCAAGUUUUAAAAGAAUCAAGUUUACCACCAGCAUUAAUGGCAAAAAAAACUCGAGAAUUUCGUUGUCCACCAAAAGAUCAAAUGCAAGCAUUAUUAAAUUUUAAAAAUGAUUUAAAUGAUACAAUUGUUUUUCAUGAAGAUAUACAAGAAGAAAUAAAAGAUAUGUUAAAAAAUUUUCAUUCAAAUUUACUUGUUUUACAACAAGUUGUUGAGGUUUGA